Tachysurus vachellii is the source of this 3841-nucleotide messenger RNA. RefSeq names its product AFG2 interacting ribosome maturation factor (gene airim). The coding region runs from base 16 to 648 and encodes 210 amino acids. The transcript has 5 exons. The record is from RefSeq and is a predicted model, not a curated record. Lineage: Eukaryota; Metazoa; Chordata; Actinopteri; Siluriformes; Bagridae. Gene Ontology annotation, cellular component: cytoplasm; nucleus.
ACUGCAAAACGCUUUAUGAUGUUCGUUUUGGAUUGUGUCAUGUCUCAGCCAGCAGUAUUACAGCUGCACCAAGAAGUUAGAAAAUGCUUUGAGAGUGUUAAGGUGAAUCAGGCUGUUUGGAAGGAGGUGCUUGAAGAAUGUACACCUUUAAUGAGUUCCUUGGGGAACCUGAUAGAACAGCUGAGGGCGCUGAAGAACGUUGAAAUAGCAAAUACACCUCUCAGUGCUUUUCCAAACCUCCCAGAGCGCCUACAGUACAAACUCCUGAAUGCUGUAGAUACAGUCCUGAGGGAAUUAAGUACGAAAGUGGAUGCUCUCGGCUCAGUAAAAGAUUCAGUCUGUAAGCAGGUGUCUGCAGUUUUCAGGAUUUAUGAACACAACUCAGACGUCCUUCCUAUCAGAACAUGUGUGGCAAGAUCUGCUCUGUCACCAUCGAUCGCUGACAUGCUGGAGUGGCUGCAGGAUGCGGAACGAUUUUAUCGGAUCCAAUACAUUCAAAGGAGGAACCUGCUCCAGGAGCUGAAGCCUGGCGAUCUUGCUCUUAUAGAGACAGUACAGAAGAAAUGGACAUCUUUAUAUUCACAUAAAGGAGAGGAACAAAUUUCAGAUGCACUCUUUCAAGUGUCCUUCUUCGUAGACUCUGAGUAAGCAAUGCCUCAAUCUGUGGAUUUCUUCUCUUCCUCAGAUAUAUAAUCCACUGUCACUCUGAGUCAUAAUUACCAGAUAGAAACUCUGUAACCCAAGUUGGUGUAUAGCGUCUGGAGCUUAUCCGCUCCUAUUACAACUGUUGCAUAAACUUGCUCUUAGUAGUUUACAGAAAUCAUAGUUUUUUUCUUGUGAAAAAUUCCCAAUAGGAGCAUCACAGCAUCCUCAGUCAAUUCUGUAUUUCUAGAAGUACACAGUGAUGAUUGAGGAUUUUGUUUCAUCCAUUUUUACAGCUGUAGUCAUUUUUUGAUGUUGUGGACUUUUAGAUACUAUAAUACUUUUUAAUCCCAUCAUAUGUAUACUUUACUUCCAUGUAAUCAACACACACUUUUCAAUGUUUUUAAUGAAUGAAUUAAAAAAUACUUUAGUCAGAUGAUAACUGAUUAAUUGAAUAAUGACCUCUAACUGUGUUUUGUUUACAUCAUGGACAAGGUGUUUAGUUUCAAACCAUUACAUUUUAUUUUCGAAGCACACAUUUCACAAACACUGGAAUCAUUUAAAAUUUCAAAAAUGUGCAGAGACAAAUUGUAGGAAUUUUCUUUUACAAUCAUCAACAAAAUCAAAUUCAACAUUUCAACAAUUAAUUUAAUAAAUAAGAAGUACAUUUCUGUAGUACAGUUACAACUGCACCCCCAAUGAGUAGUGAAAAGUAGAAAAGCAGUACAAUUAUUCAAAGCCACAACUCAAACUACAGGAGAAUUAUUCAGCCGGGUCUCCACACUUGGAGAUUCCCCCAUGUGUAUUUUACAUGACUGACCCUGAUGUAUCUCCAUUUAAGUCUUAUGGAAAUGCUAUCACUUGCCUUCCACCUUAGACAUACUCCUUAAGGGGCACACUGUUGGUGGUGAUGGGUUUUGGGGGAUCCAGCGGGGACGGCCUAGAAUUAGCAAAGCUGCGGCCCAUGUAGCCACGUCUGUAGUGUCCGUUCUCGAUGUAGGAGCAGGUGGAGCUCAGCACGAUGCCGCUGAUGAUGAGAAUGACUGCGGCUGCCCAGCCCAGAUAGAUGGCUUGGCCCAGCUCACGCUUCUUCUGGAUAGGAACGUUGGGGUUAUAGAAGUCCUGCACCACUGUGUUGGCUGUCCAGGACACGGGGAUGAGUACACACAGGCCUGUUAGGAUGAAGAGCACCCCGCCGGACAGCGCUAUGCCAGCCUUGGCAUGGCGAUCAUCCCCGGCGCAAGUGGUGCACUUCAUUCCACAACAGGACACCGUGCAGGACAGCCAGCCCAGGAAGAUGGCCACGCACAUGAGGGCACGGGCUGCCUGGAUGUCUGGCGGAAGCGCUAGCAAGGAGUCAUAAGUCUUGCAUUGCAUGUGCCCAGUGGUCUGGUAGAUGCAGUUCAUCCAGAUGCCCUGCCACACGAUCUCCGAGGUCAGGAUGUUGGGCCCAAUGAAAGCUGUAACCUUCCACUGGGGCAGUGCGGUCACUGCGAUAGCCAUCACCCAGCCAGUAACAGCGCAGGUGAAGCUGAUCAGCUGCAUACCUGUAUUCACCAUGAUGCCGCUGUCUCUGUACCACCCGUCGGGCCACAACCGGGACGACACUUUUUCUAUUGCUGCAGGUCCUGUUAAGGGCUACUUGUUUUAUUCCUCGUUACUCCCUCCUCAAACUGCUCGUCAGGUUACACUUUCUUUGUCCUGUUCGCCUUUCAGUUUUUCUGCAGUAAGUUCCUUCAGAAGAGUUAAUACUUCAUCCAAAUCCCACACAGCAACUUUUCAUAUGCUUUUUUUUCCAAGACUUUGUUGGAAUUCUCUUUCAGUUCCUUACCAUGCCAACUUUCUCCCUCUUUCUUUGAUGCGAUAAAUUAUUAAGAAACAAACCAGCGCUAUUGUUUGUCACAAGUCAGCUGUGGAGGACUCGGUCAACAAGGUACCUAGAGAACCAAAGUUAUCAUCACUAUAUGGAGCAAGGCAUGUGUUCUUUAAAAAAAAAAAAAAAAAAGAUCCAGCUUGUCAGUGGAACAAUGUUACUCUCCUGGUUUGGUGUUGCCUUACUCAGAUGGGUCGGGUAGAGUCAAUCUGAUACCACACGGAAGAACGAUUGAAGAUGGAUUUCAUCCAAGUGACCAUCUAAUCUUCUCAAAAACCAAGCUUACAAAUUAAAACAUACAAUCUUGAAAUCAGUUAUAAGUUAUUGCAGAGUCCACACAGAUCAGGCUGAAGAUGUUCCAAUGUUAAGCGAUGAAAUGGUAGAAAACGUUUGCCCACACAGCCUGGAAAUGUCUCGGAUAUCCGCGUGUGGAGAAGUAGAUGUCUUUCCAGUCACUCCGUCUUUUGUGGGGAUCCACUUGUGCUGAAGUGUUAUUGUCGAGAGAAGCAGGAAUACGCAGCCAGGACGAGGGCUCCAGGCCACUUGAGGAAAGACAAAGACUAGGUGCUACUUUUCUGGACAAAAUGGUGGCGAUCUAAUCGUCUACUUAACAGCCUUAAAGGUGUUCAGCAUGCCGGUUGCUGCCAUCUCAGAAAAAAAAGCAUUGGCCAACACCACGCUGUUCUUGAGAAGCAAAUGUGCUAGUGAGAGGCAGAGAAACCGGAGAGGGAGGGAGAGCACAUGGUCUGUAAAUGGAUCAAUUAACACACUGGGGCAAUAGAAAUAUCAGUCAUAUUACUGAGUGUUGUGUGAAGAAAAAAAAUAAAUAUUUACAAAAAUCACAUUUUGUUGGUGAUGAAAUUGCAGAAAUUGGUUAAUCUUUGUUUUGAAGGUUUUCAUAAGAGAAUGUGAUAGAAGAGGAUGUGGCUUGAACAAAAAUAUAAAACCCAGCAAUUUCUAGUAACAUUGUUUUAAGUGUAUUGUUAUUUCCAUUUAAACCAUGUGUUUAAUGUAGAUUUUUUGAAAACAACUAAAGUUUAGCUAAUAUAAAUGUUUAAUUUUUGAGACAUUUCUGUUAAUACUCAAAUACCUUUGUGCUGUUAUCCGAUGUUUUUUAAAGUACACAAUAUAGUUUCCAUGGACACUUUACAAAUAAUAAUGAACAUCUGUAAUAGAACACGUUAAUGUCAUCACUACAUACAAAUUCUCUAAUUUCUUCCACUAUUUUGUCUAUUGCACCCCCCAAAACUCAGUUGUAUGUUCUCAGUUUCCCCCCAUGUAAAUAUCAGUGUCUCAGUUACUGAAUUAAACAUCACGGAUACAAGA